AUACCACUCAGCAGCAGACAACAGACCAAAGAACCACAAGAACCCACACAGUGAUGAAGAUGCAUCAACUCACCAUCCUCCUUGUCACCAUCCUGGUCCAUGAAGCUGCAGGAUUCCCCACCGAGGUCAGAGCCGUCCCAGGCAGGGACAAGUACGCCUCCUGGGACGAUGUGAACGUGGUGGCCCACGGCCUCCUGCAGUUGGGCCAGGCUCUGAAGGAGAAUGUGGACAAGACCAAGGUUCAGAUGAGAGACGUCAACACCAAACUCAAGGACUUUAACGUCAGGGUGGACGAACUGGAGAAGAAGCAGCAUGAGCAGGAUGAAGCUCUGAAAGGCAGAGGGACAACAGUGGAGGAGAUGGAGAAGAGGACUGCCCAGCUGGCUGAUGAGGUGAGGGAGAAGGUGGAGGAGGUCAACUCCAGGAUGGACAGACUGGAGGAGAAGGUAGAAGAAGUGCUCAGGGUGCCACAACUGGACAGCAACUACAGCGAUGACUCUAGAGCGCCAUUUAUCCAGAGGCUGCUGACAGCUCAGAACAGACGCAUCGAUCAGCUGGUGGAGAAGAUCAAGCAGCAGCAGGAAAAGCUGGAGAAACAGAGUCUCCACCUGCAGGCGCUGCAGAACAAGGUGAAACAGAAGAGAGUGAAAUCGAACAGACAGAGGGAGGAGGUGAGAGGAGAAGUGGAGCAAAGCUACACAGCAGGUUUGCCCACAGACUGUCAUGAUCUGUUUCUACAAGGACAGCAUGUCAGCGGCGUCUACACGGUCAAACCCAAGAACAGUCAGCCGUUCAACGUCCUCUGUGAAAUGACAGCAGAAGGAGGAUGGACUAUCAUCCAGAGACGUCAAGAUGGAUCCCAGAACUUUAAUCAGCUGUGGGAAAGCUAUAAGAAAGGAUUCGGCAGCAUGACAGGAGAGUUCUGGCUUGGCUUGGAGAACGUCCACUCUCUCUCUGAACAAGGCCCCUACGUCCUGCAGGUGGAGCUCUCUCAGCAGACAGGAGAGCAGCAGACUGUACAGUAUCAGUUUAAACUGGACGGAGAAGACAAGAAGUUCUCUGUCCACCUGCAGGAACCAGGAACCUCCGGUCUUCCCUUCUCCACUGCUGACCAGGACAACGACCUGGCUGCAGACGUGAACUGUGCUGAGACGCUUUCAGGUGGCUGGUGGUUCAGCGACUGUGGGGAGACAAAUCUCAAUGGCAGAUACCCCAGCAGUGCCAGUCUGGACAGAGGUCAGACGAUGUUCUGGACCUCCACAAAGGGUCGGGACAUCUCCCUGAAGACCACGGUUCUGAAGAUCGCCCCGGCCCCAGUGAAGAGCUAACCUGACAGUUCACUGUUCGGAGUCUUCAAGACACUGAUGCUCAGAUGUCUCUAUCCUGCGCAUUCCAGUCUCUACUGUCCCCUGCAGACAUAUUCAGUCACAUUGACUGGCACAUUUUUCCCUUUGUAAGGGCCUAAAGUCUCAUAUUUCACAAUGUUUUCUGUAAAUUCUAAAACAUUUUAUA
Cynoglossus semilaevis (tongue sole) is the source of this 1512-nucleotide messenger RNA. RefSeq names its product angiopoietin-related protein 4-like. The coding region runs from base 54 to 1328 and encodes 424 amino acids. Gene Ontology annotation, biological process: blood coagulation. The transcript has 7 exons. The record is from RefSeq and is a predicted model, not a curated record. Lineage: Eukaryota; Metazoa; Chordata; Actinopteri; Pleuronectiformes; Cynoglossidae.